GAAGAAGAAGAAGAUCGACAGGAAAUGUUGAAGAGACUGCAAUUACAUGAACAGUGCCGGUUACAUGAUUUGAGCCAAGUCAUUGAUCACCUGGCACGCCACUGCUUCGCUCCCGAUGAUUCUCUCGUCUCCAAAUCCACUUACUACAACCUCCAACUCGCUAGGGAGGAAAUGUGCAGGGAAAGAUUACGUUACCUGGAAUCCAUGGCAAUUUAUAGCGAGGCAAUUGCAAUGGUGGAAGACUACAACCAAGGCUGGGGGAACCCUCCUCAGCUGUAUGAGACACUUGAGCAUCUUAUGAUCAUUGCGGAAGCCACUCAGAAGUUGAGGUUGCCUCUGCUAUCUAAAGAUGGUGAUAUACAUGAGGAAGAAAUUGAAAGUAUAAUGUCACAAUGUUCCUUCGAUAGUCCUGGUACCAGUUUUACAACCGGAUCAAGUUCUAACUCUCCAACUUAUAGUGGUGUAAAUAGCAAAUUUAGUACAACAAACAGCAAUCUUUCUCUCAGUGCUACUCCAGUUGAGGAACCUGGACUUGGAGGCCUUCCCAAUUGCUUUCUUGGAAUUACACCUGCAUAUUUAUGGAAAACACAGUUCCAACAAAUCCCUUUUGACAUGGAUCUAGCAGAAUACCAGCUGUGUCUUUCCGAUGAGAUUGAGGCUCGUUUGAAGGCUAAAUGUGAUAAGUUAGCUGAUGCUUUUGUAAUGGAUGACAUAGACUGGUCAUCAUCAGGACAAAGAAAUGCAAGUGAUGAGUUAGAAGAAAGGGUAAGGUUGAUAACUGAGGAUCUGGAAGGGAAGGAAGCAGCUUUGAAGGAAGAUCUGUAUUCAGCAGAUAGAAGAUUUACUGAAUACUACAAUGUCUUGGAGCAGAUAUUGGGAGUUCUUAUAAAGCUGGUCAGAAAUUUGAAGUUGCAACAUCAACACAAAUAUGAUGAACUGCAAAAGGGAUUCUUGUGCAAAAGGUGCGAGACCAUAGAUGCAAAAUUAAGGAGCCUGGAGUAUGUUCUCCAGCACGCCACUUAUUCCAAGGAUUCAGUCCCUGCCCUGCAUAAAAUAAGGAAAUACCUUGUUGAAGCUACAAAAGAAGCUUCAAUCACACAUGAUAAAGCGGUCACUCGCCUUCGUGAGUAUCAGAGUGUUGAUGCCGACUUCAAUAAAAUUGCAAGGCAGUACCAUGAUAUUGUACAGAAGUUGGAAAAUAUGCAAUGGACGAUCCAGCAAGUUGAAAUGGACCUCAAACGCCCCCCAAAAUGA
This is a messenger RNA of Fragaria vesca subsp. vesca, 1254 nucleotides long. RefSeq lists its product as uncharacterized. Gene Ontology annotation, biological process: spindle assembly. Lineage: Eukaryota; Viridiplantae; Streptophyta; Magnoliopsida; Rosales; Rosaceae. The transcript is spliced from 13 exons. Gene Ontology annotation, cellular component: HAUS complex. The record is from RefSeq and is a predicted model, not a curated record. The coding region runs from base 25 to 1254 and encodes 409 amino acids. Gene Ontology annotation, molecular function: microtubule minus-end binding.